Messenger RNA from Mercurialis annua (annual mercury), 2288 nucleotides. Its product is annotated as F-box/FBD/LRR-repeat protein At1g13570-like. Gene Ontology annotation, molecular function: protein binding. Bases 718 to 2088 code for a protein of 456 amino acids. NCBI's taxonomy places the organism in Eukaryota, Viridiplantae, Streptophyta, Magnoliopsida, Malpighiales, Euphorbiaceae. The transcript has 4 exons. The record is from RefSeq and is a predicted model, not a curated record.
UCUAACUUAGCUUCUUCUUACAACUACGGUAAGGUAAAGUGCCAAUCAUGUUUGUUUGGGUUUUUCCUUUGAAAAUUGUAUGGUUCGGUUUGAUCUGAUUUAAUUUAAGGGUUUUCUUUCGUUUUAGUGUGUGUUGUUGUUGCAUGUACUUGUUUGCUUUUUUCUUAUUUUUGUGCUAUUUUUCUAGAAUAUGUACUUCUUUUUAGUUUUAAUAUUAGAAAACUUGAUUAUUUCUACGUUCUAAUUUGUUUGCCGAUUCAUGAAGCAGUAAAAACCAGUGUCUUGUCAAAUAAGUAGCGGUUCAAGUGGACAUAUCAUCUUAAAUUAGUACACCCCCGGCUAUAAAAAGAUAGGUCAAGUUUGAUUUAUGCAGUAAUUAAGAAAUACAAGUUAGAAUAGUUAUAUUUAAUUAACUUUCUAUUAUAUCCAUAAUGACAGAGGAAGUAUUUGACUAUACUGCAAAGCCUAGCAUUACUAAACUCUUUUUUAAUAUCUGAAACAUUAAUAGAAAAAACCUCGUAAAGGAGAACACAAAUAUCACAGUGAGCUAUUACCAUAUCUUAAAUGUAUUAUAUUUUGAUAUAUUUCUAUAUCUCAUGUGAUUUUAUUUCGCAAUUGAUUUGAGUCUGUCACUCGAGACUUAACCAGGAACUUCUGCUCAGGGAAUUCAGUCUGUCUCUCUAAGCUUCUUCUUACUUUAUCUGCUGAUUUACAAUUAUGCCUAAGGAAAUAAGAGUAAAAGGGCUCUCAUCUUUGAUUGAUACACUUGGAAGUAUAUUCAAUUUGCAGAGCAAUACUCGUCCCAACACAAUGUCGGUUCAUCAUUCAAAUUUAGAUAGAAUCAGUGACUUACCAGAAGAUGUCCUUCAGAAUAUACUCAUGUGGUUGCCAAUUCGAGAUGCAGUAAGAACUAGUAUCUUGUCAAGUAAAUGGAGGAACAAAUGGGCAGAUGUUCCUCAACUUCUAUUCGACACUACUUUUACUGCGAUAAGUCAGGAAACGCAAACUAAUAAACAUCUCAUUACCAUAUAUGAAGUAUUAUUGCUUCACUCUGGACCAAUUCAUACAUUCGAUCUCUCCUUUCCUGGAUUGAAAAGUUGUCCUGAGAUUGACCGAUUCAUUCUUUUCCUGUCUAGAAAAGGUCUUCAAGAUAUCAAACUUUGCAUCUCAAGUGGAUACCCCCACAAAUUGCCUUCGUACCUUUUUUCAUGUUUGCAACUAAAAUAUCUGUGUCUGAGUUUGUGUAUACUCACACCUCCAACUACAUUCCAAGGAUUUCGUACACUCAUUCGUUUAGAACUUCUGAAUGUCCAACUUCCUUCAAACUUUAAAAACUUUAUCUGCAAUUGUUGGUCACUCGAAGAGCUGAUGUUGGAUGACUGCUCAGAUAUCUCUUGCCUUGAGAUCAGCUGUCCUAAACUAAAACUUCUUUAUUUUAAAGGUUCUUACCAAACUUUGCGCUUAAGAAAUAUGCCUCAUCUUGCGACAGUGUCAAUUUAUGUGACUGAAGCUAAAUCUGAGGGAUUGAAAAUACCUGAUUUAAUUCAGGUACUACAGCUACAUAAUUUACCUGCAGUGAAGUACCUGAGUGUGGAUUAUUAUUUUCUUAAGAACAUGGUCGUUCAUGACGCAUUGAAGAGGCAUCCAACUGCUUUGAAGCACUUGAAAACUAUUAGAACUUUUUAUGUUUCCUUUGCUAUAUUGGAGGAAGUCACAUCUGUUUUUCACUUGCUUAGAAGCUCUCCUAACUUGCAAAACCUUCAAAUUCAGUUUCAUCCAGAAGCUGUUGAACCUUCUGAACUCUUAGAGGCUGAAGACUUCUUAAAAGCUGAAGGGCAGUCUGAUUACUCCUUAAACCAUCUUCAGGGAGUGAAGUUGCAAAAUUUUAACAGUAGCAGGCCGGAAAUAGAGUUUGUCAAGUUUCUGUUAGCCAAAUCACCUGUUCUCGGGACAAUAUCUUUGCAGCCACAUUCAGGGAUGUCCAAUGACGAACAACUUGCAAUACUGAAGGAGAUUAUUCAAUUCCGCCGUACAUCACCUAAUGCACAUAUCAUUUGUGAGGAAUUUGUUGAAGAUCUAGUAGGCUGAUGAUGUAGUAGUUAGCAUGUGAAUGCAUAUGUGGUUAGAAUUAUCACCAAAACUAAGUAUGUUAGGUCCUCAUUUGAUAGAACCCGGUUUGUUUGCGUUACUGCUUUAUAGUAUGUGUUUUCAUGUGUAACAUUGAGACGCUUGACCUUGUCCACUUGUACUUUCACAAGAUUUGUUAAAUUUAUUUCUUUUUCAUUUGA